Molecule: messenger RNA, 4707 nt
Organism: Sporisorium graminicola
Lineage: Eukaryota; Fungi; Basidiomycota; Ustilaginomycetes; Ustilaginales; Ustilaginaceae
Exons: 1
Coding region: 1-4707 (1568 amino acids)
Source: RefSeq, a predicted model, not a curated record
AUGCCUUUCGCCUGGACGCACGAUCGCGCAGCAACCGCUUCGUCGACAUCGGCCGCUCCCUCGGGUCGAAUCUCGGCCUCUCCGGCACAGACAAGAGGAGCAGGAGCAGGAGCAGGAACAGGAACAGGAGCAGGUCACCGUCGCGGACUGCCUCACUCGACCUCCAUGUCCUCGAAUGUGAGCAGCCUGAGCACCAGCGCACGCAGUGCUUCCGGCUCUCACUUUUCUACGGCACUGCCGCCUUCGUCGCUAUCGGUGGCAAAGUCUUCCACCUCUGCUGCUCUCACAAGCGCCGACGAGAGCGACGACUUUCGACGCUUCUUAAACGAGGCACAGGCCAAAGACGAUCUUCAGCGCCAAAAGCAAGCCCAAAGAGUGGCUACCCUUGCGCCCAGUGGUCAGAACGCGAGCAGACCCCAAGGUGCAGCCGAGUCGUUACGAAGAGUUGCCAGCUCGUCGACCCUCAACAGCGUCAACAGCCAACGAGCUGUGCCAAAUGCCCCCUCUACGAGCGUGAGACAUAAUGCGACGCUGUCUGCGGUCUCGCGAGCGCCUCGAUCCGUUUCAAACUACUCGGUCACUUUCCGCAAUCCUACGAGCCAGUUCCUGGAACAGCUUUCCCUCGAGGCACAAACGCCUGAACUCGGCAUCGAUGAUAGCCCCGUCACCGGGCGUACGGUGGACAACAAGAGUCAUCUGACUGCGCAUGGGCAUGCAGCUCAGCUUCAGAGCCGUAGUGCUUCGGGUUCGCUUCAAGCGAGAAAUGCUACCGUCAAAGCCAGAGCCCCUUCUGGACAAUGUGUGCCUGCGCGAUCUCCGACCAUUGCGGUGGAGUCUCCUGCAGCAACGGCAACUAGAACACAGACUACGUCGAAUCAAUCGGUCGUGCCGACCUCGACUUCAAGGCAAACCAGUGCACCUCGAAUUACCUCGCCUACUGCUCGCGCUCAGCCUCUGUCUCCCCGACGGAGGCCGCAGAGUUACAUCCACAAGCCACCUGCACAGCCCUCUGGCGUGAUGUCGCCGCGCAAGCUCGGUGCGACGGAUCUAGGGCUCGGACUGCCCACAUCACCGGCAGCCUCGCCCACACAGGCAAAACGCAGUGCCGACGAGAUGGAACGCAGCUCGUCUCCGCAUUCAAGCGCAAAGCUCGAAGAAACGGCCAAGGAUAUCAAGGCUCCUCCCAUGCAGCUCAUUCCGAGUCAGCCAGCGCCGCGCAGAAAGACGUGGUUCGGACUUGGCUGGGCAGCAGAGGCAGAGGAUCAGGUACCUUCCGAGAUGAAGGAUGAGCCGAUGCACGUUAUGGACUCCGCAGACGACCAACCGCCUCCACCCAUGAGUGAGGAGGAAGCUGCAUUUAGGAGAUCGCUUGGCUACAAAGAUGUUUUCCAUUCUUCGGCGGAUGGCAAAGGCGUUGCUCAGCCUUUGGGCGACCAAAGGGCGGCGUUUCCUGGAGGUCGCGACUCGGAUGCCACCAUCAAGGCUGAGCCGGCGCUUGCUCAAAUCCCGGUUCGAGAGCGACGUGUGUCGUGGUUGCCUUGGCGGAACAUCGCGCCUCCUGAUCCUGAUGUAACGGCUGGGGCGGUCGCAAAGGCUGCCGACGACGGUGCUGGUCAGCAGAAGAACGUCGAGAUGGCGGAAUCGGCACCCGCAGAGGUCGCUGAUGCUCUUGCGCAGGAGACCAAGAAAGCCAUCACCGAAGAAGGACGCGACGAUAGCAAAGACACGGUCACAUACAAGACCAUUGUCAAGCGAGGCUGGAUGGGCGCUCGUUACGAAGUGCAAGAGCCCGUAUCUGGUUUGCGCAAAAUGUUUGACCCGCCUGCACCAGAUGCAGCUCAAGCGUCGGGACCGGGCGUCACCGUCACCACCAAGGACAGCCGGGUGCAAGCCAACAAUGAAGGUGCCACCGCCGAGCCUGUCCAGCAUCAAGCCUCGUAUCCUCCAACUGGUCCAGCAGCAGAAGCCUCGGAAGGCAGCAAUGCUAGACAACCCAGUGCAACCUGGCGAUGGAGGUUCUGGUCUGGCCACGAGGACCGGCCAGAGGUGGAUGCGACCUCGGCCGCUCAACAGCUCCAAGUGCCGGAUGCACUGCCCGCUGCUCCUCGAGCUGCUGGCUCGGAGUAUCCACAAGACACAGCUAUGCCGAUGGACAUCGACCAGGAUGGCCAUCAGGCCACGGCACCAACAGCACCGGACGGAGGCUCGUGGACUUACUCUUCGUACCUGGCCAGCUGGGUGCCGACCUGGGUGUACAAUGCGCAGCAGGAGGAGUUGGCUGUUAACGACAGUGCUGCGCAAGUCGAUUCCACUCCCGCUGAAGCUCCUGCUGAGGUGCCACCACGCACGCCUGCUGAGCAAGUCAAGGCCGAUGCACUGGCUAGGGAUGCGUCGGCUGCCGUCUUCGAUGCCAACAAAGCGGUGCUUAACGAAUCGACACGCGGCGGCUGGAUCAAGUUCUUUGGCUCUCGCAGCGCAAAUCUUCCGCGAGAAGCACCCGAAGCCAUUACGAAUGACGAUGGCAUGGAGGUGAUGGAUAUCAGCGAAAUCGAUGGACCGGCUCGUCCAACGGCGGCUCGGGCCAUCGCAGCUACUAAAACUGAUAGGCUCACCGCGGAUGCGGCGCGAGAGCCACGUUCUAGAACGACUACCAAUGGCAGCGUGACUGGGUCCAGGUCGUCGUCCCUCGCUGGUGAUGCUGAGCACUCCCGUUCAGCCACUCCGUUGUCGACGAGCAUGAGCAAGGACAGCGUCAAGAAUCUCAGCAAGGUGGCUAUCACCAAAGCUGCCAACGCCACAGCCGCGUCAGCCAUGGGACUUGGCAAAGGGAAGCGAACCGACUCCGCCCAAACCAGAAACGAUACUGCAAGUGGCGUCAACACCGGCAGCGGCAGCAGCAGCGCACAGCCAGCCAAGGAUGUUAGCAAAAACGUGGCACCCAACGGGUCUGGCCCCUCUCGAUCGGGCGCUACUACGCCUACGAGGUCUGCCGGCGAUCCUGUACCAAUGGUGCCGCCCAACUUGGUUCUGCCUUCAUUUGAUGACACUUUUGCAAGAGCGCCGAGGAUGUGGCCGCCCAAGGUUGGUGUGCUCGAAAGGACGUUGAGCGCGGUCAACAGCUACCUCUUCAGCAAAGUGCCUGAUCUGGAGCGCAUGAAGCGGCCGACGCGCUUUUCGACGUACGGGGAGCCUAGCCUUGGUUCCAAUGCGUCCGCCUCCAAGGGCGGCCGACCCACUCAGCGCCUAGCAGGUAAAGCCAAAGCCACGGGCGCGGGGUCGAGCAAGGAUAAGGGCGUCGAGACUGCGCUUAAAGAAGUCGCCGGCUCUGCUCAGCGUCUUCCUCGAGCCUGGUCGACUGUGGGCAUGCACGAACGGGCGCAGUCGAAAGGGACUGCCGGUAUUGGCAAGGUUGUCGUUAUUGGAGUGCAUGGCUGGUUUACACAAAGUAUCUUUAAGAACAUGAUUGGCGAGCCGACAGGCACUUCGGCCAAAUUUGCGGCCAUGCAGACCGAGUCAAUCCGUCGCCACUUCCUGGAGGCUGGCUUGGAGCUGAACCCCGAAGCUAUCACUGCCAUCUCCUUGCAGGGCAACGGCAAGGUGGCCGAUCGCGUGGACCGGUUGUUUUCGGAACUGAUCAGCAGACCGAACUGGGUCAACGACUUGAAGCACGCAGAUGCACUGUUCCUGUCGGCGCACUCGCAGGGUGCAGUGGUGGCGACACAACUUCUGGCGCGGUUGAUCGAGCAGCGCAUCGUGCAAGCCGAACAAACGCGCAUCUGUCUGCUUGCCAUGUGCGGCAUCCAUCACGGGCCGUUUGCGCAUCUCAAGUCGUCCGUCACCGCGAGCUACAUCAAUUACUUUGAGACGGCAGCGGCCAAGGAGCUGUUCGAGUUUCAGUCGUCGUCGACGGCUGUAUCCAAGCAGUACACGGCGGCGCUCAAAAUCGUGCUGGAUGCGGGGGUAAAGUGCGUCUAUGUGGGGUCGACCGACGACAAUGUGGUGCCAAUCUACUCGGCGCUCAAUUCGAGCAACAACCAUCCGAGCAUCUUGCGCGCGCUCUACAUUGACGGGCAGGCGUUCCCCAAGGUGGAUUUCUUGACGAAUCUACUGGUGCUCUGCGUGGCGGUCAGGAACGCAGGGUUGAGUGAUCACAAUUUGUUGACGCUGCUGUCGGCGAGUGUGGCGGGGAGCUUGUAUGGCGGCAAGGGACACUCGCAGGUGUACGAGGAGAAAGCGGUGUAUGAUCUGGCAACGCGGUAUCUGUUUGAGGUGACGCAUCCUCUGGCGGAACCGACGUUUGUGCCUGGUCCUCCGGGUGUCAAAGCGUCCCCACCGGCGGCUUCUGCGAAUUCGUCGGCGCGCCGUGUCUCGAGCUCGGACACCGAUUCUGGCAAUGCAGCAGUGCUGGUCUCUGAGGCGUUCGAAGCACAGCGAUGGAAUCCGUACGAAUUGCCGUGGUCGCUGCGCGGGCUGUUCGAGGACAAGCAUGUCAGGAGCUUGUUUGCGGAAGACAUGCUGGCGCUGCUGCAGAGCUAUGACGAGUGGAAGCCGGAUGCCAAGUCGAAGGCGCUGAAGGAUCUGCAGUGGAGACUGGCGCCGAUUCGGAGUAUCAAGCCGCCGGAGAUCGAGGCUGGGGAGGAGGAGGCGGAGGCGGAGGGUGCGAGGAAGGAAGACAAGGGCGUGAGUGGGAAGGGGUCGAAGUUGUAA